Molecule: messenger RNA, 634 nt
Organism: Oppia nitens
Lineage: Eukaryota; Metazoa; Arthropoda; Arachnida; Sarcoptiformes; Oppiidae
Product: fatty acid-binding protein-like
Exons: 4
Coding region: 141-545 (134 amino acids)
Biological process (GO): fatty acid transport
Cellular component (GO): nucleus; cytosol
Molecular function (GO): fatty acid binding
Source: RefSeq, a predicted model, not a curated record
UUGGCACACUUUUACAAGCUAUAUAAACUAAGUGGAAAAUUAAUUUUAAUAUUAAAAUAGUAACAAUUUAUAUAAACUACUAAAUUUUUUAACUUAUAGCCUCAGUCGCUCGCACCCACUCACCCAUCAACAACAAAAAAAUGGCCGAAAAUUUUACUAAAACUUAUACAUUUAAAUCAUCGGAAAAUGUCGAUGCAUUUCUCAAAGAGCUUGGUGUACCCGAUGAUAAAAUUGCCCAAUAUCAAUCAGCUAAGCCUAACCUAGAAAUAAGCAAACAGGGAGACAACUAUACAAUCAAAACAGUUAUGCCCGACCGUACCCAUGAAAUUAGCUUUGAAUUGGGAAAGGAGUUUGAAGAGAAACGACCCAAUGGUACUACAGUUAAGUCGACAGUAGUUAAAGGUGAGGGCAGACAACUGAUUCAAACCCAAAAAGAUGGCGAUAAAGUGAUUACUAUUGUCCGCGACGGUAAUGGACCCGAAUUGAUAACUACGGCCACUAUCGGUUCAAUUCAGGCCAAAUGGGUUUACACUAAAGAUGAAUAAAAUAUUAUUAUUAAUAAUAAUUAAUUAAUUAAUUACUAUUAUGUUUUAUGUUUUUAUUUUUAUAUAUUAAAUUUAAUUAGUGUUUUGAA